GUAAAAUCGUAACGUGACUGUGUGACGGUUGUGUGUUUCAGUGAAUAUUUGUCUAAUAUUUUUUUUAAGUCGAGUGUUUAUUUGGAAAAACGAUGUCGGAUGAAAUCGCUGAAAAUGGAACGGCGAACGGAGACGUUCCCGAAAUCGAGCUCAUUAUUAAGGCUUCCACUAUCGACGGAAGGCGGAAGGGAGCAUGCCUCUUCUGUCAGGAAUAUUUCAUGGACCUGUACCUACUAGCGGAGCUCAAGACGAUCAGCUUAAAAGUAACAACAGUGGACAUGCAAAAGCCACCACCGGACUUCCGCACCAACUUCGAGGCGACGCAUCCACCGAUACUGAUCGACAACGGGCUGGCGAUCCUCGAGAAUGAGAAGAUUGAGCGGCACAUCAUGAAAUCGGUGCCCGGCGGUCACAAUCUGUUUGUUCAGGACAAAGAGGUGGCGUCGCUGAUCGAGAACCUAUACUCGAAGCUGAAACUGGUGUUAGUUCGCAAGGACGAGCAGAAGUCGGCGGCGCUGCGCGCGCACCUCGGCAGGAUUGACGGCCUGCUCGAGCGCAGGGGGACCAGAUUCCUGACCGGUGACACAAUGUGUUGCUUCGACUGCGAGCUGAUGCCGCGCCUGCAACACAUCCGCGUUGCCGGCAAAUACUUUGUAGACUUCGAGAUACCGACGAGUUUCCGUGCCCUUUGGCGCUACAUGUACCACAUGUACCAACUCGAUGCGUUCACGCAGAGCUGUCCCGCCGACCAAGAUAUCAUCAACCAUUAUAAGUUACAACAGUUAUCAACAAAAGGUUUACUUACGCCAACGAUGACGCGGCAAAGAAAAGACGACACAACGACGCCGGCGCUAAAAAUGAAGAAACACGAAGAACUGGAGACGCCAACAUUCACCACAUCAAUUCCUGUCGACAUCAAUGACUUAAACAACGCAGAAGAAUAAAUACUGUUAUGCGAAUCCGAGCCUUGGUACAAUAGGCAUUAAGCUGAAUUUUCGGUGUAGAUUGCCAAUUAUUGCACAUAGGAAUCCUUCUUGUUUAUUCUAGGAUUCUUACAUAUUUAUAACCAUGUGAUAUCCCACCCCACAUACCCUCGCUUUGUUCCGUGUUGAAUCAUAAAAUUUUAUUCUAAUUAAAAUAAUGUUUUUAGAGCUAUUUAUCUCUAAGCUGUAUUUUUCAAAUUUAUUUUGAAAGUUUGUAAUUGGUGCAUUUCAGAAUUAUUGUUAUUGUUAAUUAUUUAGUAGAGCGAGAGGUAUUUGCGGCCAUUUUAAUAUGAUUAUUAUAUUAUUACACGGGCAGAGGUGGCAAUUAUUAUUUUCACUCUAAAUUUUAUUUUAUCUGUAUUUAUUUUCACAGUGAAGUGACAAGUUUUCUUUCAAUGAUUGACGUUUUAUUAUAGGUUUUCAAACACAACGAAAACAUUCUGACAUAUUUUUGUACUAUAUUCGCAAUAAUAGAAUAGGAUUCGGUAUUUUUUUUUGUUCUGGACGUAGUUUAGUUAUAGAUAAGUAACAUCGCCAUUGUUUUAUCCUCUGCCUUAACAUUUUAUUUUUUAGCGUUUCGCUCUUGCCUCAAAGUUACCUUAAAGAAGUACUUACUAUUCCUUGUUUUUUGUGAAACAUGUUUUCUAGAAACAUCUAGAUUUAUAAAUGUGAGGCUUUAAAUCAAACCACCUAACAAUAGAUUAACUGUAGUAUAUUUCUUUUAAUAAUUGUUUUUAGAAGAAAUGUAGAACAGUUCCAAUACCUUUUUAGUACAUAUACCAUAGUAAA
Messenger RNA from Zerene cesonia (dogface butterfly), 1772 nucleotides. It is a transcript of the gene Clic, whose product is annotated as chloride intracellular channel exc-4. The record is from RefSeq and is a predicted model, not a curated record. The transcript has 8 exons. NCBI's taxonomy places the organism in Eukaryota, Metazoa, Arthropoda, Insecta, Lepidoptera, Pieridae. Gene Ontology annotation, cellular component: cytoplasm; apical plasma membrane. Gene Ontology annotation, molecular function: chloride channel activity. The coding region runs from base 93 to 944 and encodes 283 amino acids. Gene Ontology annotation, biological process: chloride transport.